UCACAAAAGGCCAUAGCUGAUCACAGGUGAUGCCCCUUCCUGCUAAUCUCCCACCCCAUGUUCCCUCCUUCCCACCAGGCACCCAAAAAGGCAAAGAAGAGGUCAGCGGACGGAGCGAACUCCAAUGUCUUCUCCAUGUUUGAACAGACUCAGAUCCAGGAGUUCAAAGAGGCCUUCACCAUCAUGGACCAGAACCGAGAUGGAUUCAUCGACAAAAAUGACCUGAGGGACACGUUCGCUGCUUUAGGUCGUGUCAACGUCAAGCAAGAGGAAAUCGAUGACAUGCUGAAGGAGGCCCCUGGGCCAGUCAACUUCACCGUCUUCCUCACCAUGUUUGGCGAGAAACUGAAGGGUGCUGACCCCGAGGACACCAUCCUUAAUGCCUUUAAAGUCUUUGAUCCGGAGGGGAAAGGACUGCUGAGGAAGGACUAUGUGACAGAGAUGCUGACCACUCAAGCUGAUAGAUUCUCUGUGGAGGAGGUGAGGCCACAAAUACACUCUCGUUCUUUCUUUCUAUCUAUUGAUCUGUCCAUCUUUCCAUUUAUCUGCCUCCACGUGUUUGUCUCCCCUGUGUUCUCUCAGAAACCCUCCCCACACACACACCACUCAUACACACACACAACCACACAUAAAUUGCAUGACGUGUCCAUUAGGACCCUCCAAGGGUGGUUUGUAUUGGUGGUUUGUAGUAUUUACAGGGGUACCCAUUAAACACACCGUCUGCGUUCAGACCCACAUUUAUGGUGUGAUGAUUGCUGCCUCCUGUUCAGAUGGAGCAGAUGUGGAAUGCCUUCCCUCCGGAUGUGACUGGUAACCUGGACUACAAGAACCUGGUGCACAUCAUCACACACGGAGAG
Messenger RNA from Clupea harengus (Atlantic herring), 857 nucleotides. RefSeq names its product myosin, light chain 2a, regulatory, cardiac, slow (gene myl2a). Gene Ontology annotation, molecular function: calcium ion binding. The record is from RefSeq and is a predicted model, not a curated record. Bases 58 to 711 code for a protein of 217 amino acids. The transcript has 5 exons. Lineage: Eukaryota; Metazoa; Chordata; Actinopteri; Clupeiformes; Clupeidae.